This is a messenger RNA of Pieris rapae (cabbage white), 6270 nucleotides long. Its product is annotated as titin-like. The record is from RefSeq and is a predicted model, not a curated record. The coding region runs from base 1 to 6270 and encodes 2089 amino acids. NCBI's taxonomy places the organism in Eukaryota, Metazoa, Arthropoda, Insecta, Lepidoptera, Pieridae. The transcript is spliced from 4 exons.
AUGACUGCUGGCAUCUUGCCUAAACCAAAGCCUGAAGUCCAUCCACCACUGUACCCUCCAGUGUUACUUCCAGAGCCUGUGCCUGAACCAGUGCCAGUGCUAGAUCCUGUUCCUCCAGUGCUACUUCCAGAGCCUGUGCCUGAACCAGUGCCAGAGCUAGAUCCUCCAGUACUACUUCCAGAGCCAGUGCCUGAACCAGUGCCAGAGCUAGAUCCUCCAGUACUACUUCCAGAGCCUGUGCCUGAGCCAGUGCCAGUGCUAGAUCCUGAUCCUCCAGUGCUACUUCCAGAGCCUGUGCCUGAACCAGUGCCAGUGCUAGAUCCUGUUCCUCCAGUGCUGGUUCCAGAGCCUAUGCCUGAACCAGUGCCAGUGCUAGAUCCUCCAGUACUACUUCCAGAGCCUGUGCCUGAACCAGUGCCAGUGCUAGAUCCUCCAGUACUACUUCCAGAGCCUGUGCCUGAACCAGUGCCAGUGCUAGAUCCUGUUCCUCCAGUGCUGGUUCCAGAGCCUAUGCCUGAACCAGUGCCAGUGCUAGAUCCUGUUCCUCCAGUGCUGGUUCCAGAGCCUAUGCCUGAACCAGUGCCAGUGCUAGAUCCUCCGGUACUACUUCCAGAGCCUGUGCCUGAACCAGUGCCAGUGCUAGAUCCUCCAGUACUACUUCCAGAGCCUGUGCCUGAACCAGUGCCAGUGCUAGAUCCUGUUCCUCCAGUGCUGGUUCCAGAGCCUAUGCCUGAACCAGUGCCAGUGCUAGAUCCUCCAGAGCUAGAUCCUCCAGUGCUACUUCCAGAGCCUGUGCCUGAACCAGUGCCAGAGCUAGAUCCUCCAGUGCUACUUCCAGAGCCUGUGCCUGAACCAGUGCCAGUGCUAGAUCCUGAUCCUCCAGUGCUACUUCCAGAGCCUGUGCCUGAACCAGUGCCAGUGCUAGAACCUGUUCCUCCAGUGCUGGUUCCAGAGCCUAUGCCUGAACCAGUGCCAGUGCUAGAUCCUCCAGUACUACUUCCAGAGCCUGUGCCUGAACCAGUGCCAGUGCUAGAUCCUGAUCCUCCAGUGCUACUUCCAGAGCCAGUGCCUGAACCAGUGCCAGUGCUAGAUCCUCCAGUGCUACUUCCAGAGCCUGUGCCUGAACCAGUGCCAGUGCUUGAUCCUGUUCCUCCAGUGCUGGUUCCAGAGCCUAUGCCUGAACCAGUGCCAGUGCUAGAUCCUCCAGUGCUACUUCCAGAGCCUGUGCCUGAACCAGUGCCAGUGCUUGAUCCUGUUCCUCCAGUGCUGGUUCCAGAGCCUAUGCCUGAACCAGUGCCAGUGCUAGAUCCUCCAGUGCUACUUCCAGAGCCUGUGCCUGAACCAGUGCCAGAGCUAGAUCCUCCAGUGCUACUUCCAGAGCCUGUGCCUGAACCAGUGCCAGAGCUAGAUCCUCCAGUGCUACUUCCAGAGCCUGUGCCUGAACCAGUGCCAGAGCUAGAUCCUCCAGUGCUACUUCCAGAGCCAGUGCCUGAACCAGUGCCAGUGCUUGAUCCUGUUCCUCCAGUGCUGGUUCCAGAGCCUGUGCCUGAACCAGUGCCAGAGCUAGAUCCUCCAGUGCUACUUCCAGAGCCAGUGCCUGAACCAGUGCCAGUGCUAGAUCCUCCAGUGCUACUUCCAGAGCCAGUGCCUGAACCAGUGCCAGUGCUAGAUCCUCCAGUACUACUUCCAGAGCCUGUGCCUGAACCAGUGCCAGAGCUAGAUCCUCCAGUGCUACUUCCAGAGCCUGUGCCUGAACCAGUGCCAGUGCUAGAACCUGUUCCUCCAGUGCUGGUUCCAGAGCCUAUGCCUGAACCAGUGCCAGUGCUAGAUCCUCCAGUACUACUUCCAGAGCCUGUGCCUGAACCAGUGCCAGUGCUAGAUCCUGAUCCUCCAGUGCUACUUCCAGAGCCAGUGCCUGAACCAGUGCCAGUGCUAGAUCCUCCGGUACUACUUCCAGAGCCUGUGCCUGAACCAGUGCCAGUGCUAGAACCUGUUCCUCCAGUGCUGGUUCCAGAGCCUAUGCCUGAACCAGUGCCAGUGCUAGAUCCUCCAGUGCUACUUCCAGAGCCUGUGCCUGAACCAGUGCCAGAGCUAGAUCCUGAUCCUCCAGUGCUACUUCCAGAGCCUAUGCCUGAACCAGUGCCAGUGCUAGAACCUGUUCCUCCAGUGCUGGUUCCAGAGCCUAUGCCUGAACCAGUGCCAGUGCUAGAUCCUCCAGUAUUACUUCCAGAGCCUGUGCCUGAACCAGUGCCAGUGCUAGAUCCUCCAGUACUACUUCCAGAGCCUAUGCCUGAACCAGUGCCAGUGCUAGAUCCUGUUCCUCCAGUGCUACUUCCAGUGCCAGUGCCUGAACCAGUGCCAGUGCUAGAUCCUCCAGUACUACUUCCAGAGCCUGUGCCUGAACCAGUGCCAGAGCUAGAUCCUCCAGUACUACUUCCAGAGCCUGUGCCUGAACCAGUGCCAGUGCUAGAUCCUGUUCCUCCAGUGCUGGUUCCAGAGCCUAUGCCUGAACCAGUGCCAGUGCUAGAUCCUGUUCCUCCAGUGCUGGUUCCAGAGCCUGUGCCUGAACCAGUGCCAGAGCUAGAUCCUCCAGUGCUACUUCCAGAGCCUGUGCCUGAACCAGUGCCAGUGCUAGAUCCUGAUCCUCCAGUGCUGGUUCCAGAGCCUAUGCCUGAACCAGUGCCAGAGCUAGAUCCUCCAGUACUACUUCCAGAGCCUAUGCCUGAACCAGUGCCAGUGCUAGAUCCUGAUCCUCCAGUGCUACUUCCAGAGCCUGUGCCUGAACCAGUGCCAGUGCUAGAACCUGUUCCUCCAGUGCUGGUUCCAGAGCCUAUGCCUGAACCAGUGCCAGUGCUAGAUCCUCCAGUACUACUUCCAGAGCCUGUGCCUGAACCAGUGCCAGUGCUAGAUCCUCCAGUGCUACUUCCAGAGCCUGUGCCUGAACCAGUGCCAGUGCUAGAUCCUGAUCCUCCAGUGCUGGUUCCAGAGCCUAUGCCUGAACCAGUGCCAGUGCUAGAUCCUCCAGUGCUACUUCCAGAGCCUGUGCCUGAACCAGUGCCAGUGCUAGAUCCUCCAGUACUACUUCCAGAGCCUGUGCCUGAACCAGUGCCAGUGCUAGAUCCUGUUCCUCCAGUGCUACUUCCAGUGCCAGUGCCUGAACCAGUGCCAGAGCUAGAUCCUCCAGUGCUACUUCCAGAGCCAGUGCCUGAACCAGUGCCAGAGCUAGAUCCUCCAGUACUACUUCCAGAGCCUGUGCCUGAACCAGUGCCAGUGCUAGAUCCUCCAGUACUACUUCCAGAGCCUGUGCCUGAACCAGUGCCAGUGCUAGAUCCUGUUCCUCCAGUGCUGGUUCCAGAGCCUAUGCCUGAACCAGUGCCAGUGCUAGAUCCUGUUCCUCCAGUGCUGGUUCCAGAGCCUAUGCCUGAACCAGUGCCAGUGCUAGAUCCUGUUCCUCCAGUGCUACUUCCAGUGCCAGUGCCUGAACCAGUGCCAGAGCUAGAUCCUCCAGUGCUACUUCCAGAGCCUGUGCCUGAACCAGUGCCAGUGCUAGAUCCUGUUCCUCCAGUGCUGGUUCCAGAGCCUAUGCCUGAACCAGUGCCAGUGCUAGAUCCUCCGGUACUACUUCCAGAGCCUGUGCCUGAACCAGUGCCAGUGCUAGAACCUGUUCCUCCAGUGCUGGUUCCAGAGCCUAUGCCUGAACCAGUGCCAGUGCUAGAUCCUGUUCCUCCAGUGCUGGUUCCAGAGCCUGUGCCUGAACCAGUGCCAGUGCUAGAUCCUGUUCCUCCAGUGCUACUUCCAGUGCCAGUGCCUGAACCAGUGCCAGUGCUAGAUCCUCCAGUACUACUUCCAGAGCCUGUGCCUGAACCAGUGCCAGAGCUAGAUCCUCCAGUACUACUUCCAGAGCCUGUGCCUGAACCAGUGCCAGAGCUAGAUCCUCCAGUGCUACUUCCAGAGCCUGUGCCUGAACCAGUGCCAGUGCUAGAUCCUGAUCCUCCAGUGCUACUUCCAGUGCCAGUGCCUGAACCAGUGCCAGUGCUAGAUCCUACAGUACUACUUCCAGAGCCUGUGCCUGAACCAGUGCCAGUGCUAGAUCCUGUUCCUCCAGUGCUACUUCCAGAGCCAGUGCCUGAACCAGUGCCAGAGCUAGAUCCUCCAGUGCUACUUCCAGAGCCAGUGCCUGAACCAGUGCCAGUGCUAGAUCCUCCAGAGCUAGAUCCUCCAGUGCUACUUCCAGAGCCUGUGCCUGAACCAGUGCCAGUGCUAGAUCCUCCAGUGCUACUUCCAGAGCCUGUGCCUGAACCAGUGCCAGAGCUAGAUCCUCCAGUGCUACUUCCAGAGCCAGUGCCUGAACCAGUGCCAGUGCUAGAUCCUCCAGUGCUACUUCCAGAGCCAGUGCCUGAACCAGUGCCAGUGCUAGAUCCUCCAGUGCUACUUCCAGAGCCUGUGCCUGAACCAGUGCCAGUGCUUGAUCCUGUUCCUCCAGUGCUGGUUCCAGAGCCUAUGCCUGAACCAGUGCCAGUGCUAGAUCCUCCAGUGCUACUUCCAGAGCCUGUGCCUGAACCAGUGCCAGUGCUUGAUCCUGUUCCUCCAGUGCUGGUUCCAGAGCCUAUGCCUGAACCAGUGCCAGUGCUAGAUCCUCCAGUGCUACUUCCAGAGCCUGUGCCUGAACCAGUGCCAGAGCUAGAUCCUCCAGUGCUACUUCCAGAGCCAGUGCCUGAACCAGUGCCAGUGCUAGAUCCUCCAGUGCUACUUCCAGAGCCAGUGCCUGAACCAGUGCCAGUGCUAGAUCCUCCAGUGCUACUUCCAGAGCCUGUGCCUGAACCAGUGCCAGUGCUUGAUCCUGUUCCUCCAGUGCUGGUUCCAGAGCCUAUGCCUGAACCAGUGCCAGUGCUAGAUCCUCCAGUGCUACUUCCAGAGCCUGUGCCUGAACCAGUGCCAGUGCUUGAUCCUGUUCCUCCAGUGCUGGUUCCAGAGCCUAUGCCUGAACCAGUGCCAGUGCUAGAUCCUCCAGUGCUACUUCCAGAGCCUGUGCCUGAACCAGUGCCAGAGCUAGAUCCUCCAGUGCUACUUCCAGAGCCUGUGCCUGAACCAGUGCCAGAGCUAGAUCCUCCAGUGCUACUUCCAGAGCCAGUGCCUGAACCAGUGCCAGUGCUAGAUCCUCCAGUGCUACUUCCAGAGCCAGUGCCGGAACCAGUGCCAGUGCUAGAUCCUCCAGUACUACUUCCAGAGCCUGUGCCUGAACCAGUGCCAGAGCUAGAUCCUCCAGUGCUACUUCCAGAGCCAGUGCCUGAACCAGUGCCAGUGCUUGAUCCUGUUCCUCCAGUGCUGGUUCCAGAGCCUGUGCCUGAACCAGUGCCAGUGCUUGAUCCUGUUCCUCCAGUGCUGGUUCCAGAGCCUGUGCCUGAACCAGUGCCAGAGCUAGAUCCUCCAGUGCUACUUCCAGAGCCAGUGCCUGAACCAGUGCCAGUGCUAGAUCCUCCAGUGCUACUUCCAGAGCCAGUGCCUGAACCAGUGCCAGUGCUAGAUCCUCCAGUACUACUUCCAGAGCCUGUGCCUGAACCAGUGCCAGAGCUAGAUCCUCCAGUGCUACUUCCAGAGCCUGUGCCUGAACCAGUGCCAGAGCUAGAUCCUCCAGUGCUACUUCCAGAGCCAGUGCCUGAACCAGUGCCAGUGCUAGAUCCUCCAGUGCUACUUCCAGAGCCAGUGCCUGAACCAGUGCCAGUGCUAGAUCCUCCAGUACUACUUCCAGAGCCUGUGCCUGAACCAGUGCCAGUGCUAGAUCCUGUUCCUCCAGUGCUACUUCCAGAGCCAGUGCCUGAACCAGUGCCAGUGCUAGAUCCUCCAGUGCUACUUCCAGAGCCUGUGCCUGAACCAGUGCCAGUGCUUGAUCCUGUUCCUCCAGUGCUGGUUCCAGAGCCUAUGCCUGAACCAGUGCCAGUGCUAGAUCCUCCAGUACUACUUCCAGAGCCUGUGCCUGAACCAGUGCCAGUGCUAGAUCCUGUUCCUCCAGUGCUACUUCCAGUGCCAGUGCCUGAACCAGUGCCAGUGCUAGAUCCUCCAGUACUACUUCCAGAGCCUGUGCCUGAACCAGUGCCAGUGCCUGUUCCUCCAGUGCUACUUCCAGAGCCUGUGCCUGAACCAGUGCCAGUGCUAGAUCCUGUUCCUCCAGUGCUACUUCCAGAGCCUGUGCCUGAACCAGUGCCAGUGCUAGAUCCUCCAGUGCUACUUCCAGAACCUGUGCCUGAACCAGUGCCAGUGCUAGUUCCAUAG